Camellia sinensis is the source of this 866-nucleotide messenger RNA. Its product is annotated as heavy metal-associated isoprenylated plant protein 26. The record is from RefSeq and is a predicted model, not a curated record. NCBI's taxonomy places the organism in Eukaryota, Viridiplantae, Streptophyta, Magnoliopsida, Ericales, Theaceae. Gene Ontology annotation, molecular function: metal ion binding.
UAUCCGUCACUUUCAAGCUUAAAACCAAAGAAAUACACAGAAGAAGAGUAGUGUUGUUUGUUGGGAUAUACUAUAUAUAUAUAUAGAGAGAGAGAGAGAGAGAUAUCAUAUUAUUAUAGUUGUGCAACAACUUUGUAUACAAUUUCUGGGGUGGGUUAUAUCAUCAGAGUGAUUAGCAGUGAGUAAAAUGGGUGCUCUGGAUCAUCUCUCAAAUAUCUUUGAUUGUUCCGGAGGGAGUUCCAAACUCAAAAGACGCAAGCAAUUGCAGACGGUGGAGAUAAAGGUGAGGAUAGACUGCGAAGGAUGCGAGAGGAAGGUGAAGAAAGCAGUGGAAGAAAUGAAAGGAGUGAAAUCGGUGGAGGUGGACCCCAAACAGAGCAAGCUCACCGUGGUCGGAUACGUGGAACCGGCCAAGGUGGUGGCUCGGGUGGCCCAUCGGACGGGCAAGAAGGCCGAGCUCUGGCCUUAUGUCCCCUACGAUGUGGUGGCCCAUCCUUACGCGCCAGGUGUGUACGACAAGAAGGCCCCACCUGGGUACGUGCGGAACGUGGAGGACCCACAGAUAGCUCAGCUCGCACGAGCCAGCUCUACUGAAGUUCGCUACACCACUGCCUUCAGUGAUGAAAACCCUGCUGCUUGUGUUGUCAUGUGAUGUGUUUGUGUCAUUUCCAUGCACAAAAAGUGUGGUGAUUUUGAACUGUGAUAUGUCUUCUUUUGAAGAUUGUGUGAAUCAAUUGGUAAUUUUACUUUUACUUUCAUUGCAUUCGCCUUUUUUCAAAGAACCAACCUAGGAGAGCAUCUCUAGCAAUAUUUAAAGUGUAAUGUUUGACUAUAAUUGUGUUAUUACAAAAGACUUGGCUUGUCUC